GCUUGCUGGUUCAGGGAAGGCAAUACUUCAGGCUGGACGGGAGAAUGCAGCCUCAGUGAAAGCUGCUUUCGGUUGUUUUGGUUGAGCAGUAUUGGGGUAAAAACAGAAGUGACGCUCUUGGUUAUCGAGCAGAGACAUCAUUUACUGUUGGAGUCAGCAGGGAGGAGUGGCAAAGUGGAUGAUCUGUGUGCAGCAAAGUUUGUCAAUUUUAUCAGCAACAAUAUUUAAAUUAACUUAGAAAAAAGACGCAAAAAGCACAUUCAAAACAGUAUCCGAUCAAGGCGUCUCUAAAUACCUAGUGAGGCCGGUGCGAAGACUUUGGAGACUCUGCCAUUGGCCUUUGUACGUUAAUUAUGAAUUCCGUGUUUGUUGCUCUCUUAAGCGCAUUAUUGUACUGCACAAGGCAGCGCUACGCGUCUGCACAUCAACAACAUGCACCUCAAUCUUAUUCAUUAAUUGUGGAUGCAUCUAAAGCACAAAGAGAGUUGAAGCACUUCUGGAGGAGUACAGGAUUUUGUCCCCCUCUGCCACACAACAAAGCAGAUGUGUUUGACCUAAGCAGAGACCAACAACUGAAUCUUGCGUAUAUUGCCUCGGUACCUCAAAGUGGCAUAGAACAAGUUCGAAUUCACUGGCUUUUAGAACUAGUCACAAUGCGGGAAGUGAAUGGUAAACUUCUGUACAACUUUACAAACUUGGAUAAUUUAAUUCACCUUCUGUGGCAGAAGGGGCUUAUGCCAGGAUUUGAGCUUAUGGGAAAUCCAUCAGGCUACUUUACCAAUUUUGAAGAGAAAGUACAGGUGUUUGAGUGGAGAAAAAUGAUCACCCUUUUGGCAAGAAGGUAUAUAGGUAUGUAUGGUGUGGCAUAUGUGUCAAAAUGGAAUUUUGAAACAUGGAAUGAACCAGACCAUCAUGAUUUUGAUAAUUUAACAUUUACAGUUAAAGGAUUCCAAAACUACUAUGAUGCCUGUUCAGAAGGUUUGAAAGGUGCUGACACACUACUUCAGCUAGGUGGUCCUGGAGAUUCAUGUCAUCCUCCUCCACACUCGCCUAUUAGUUGGGGUUUGCUAAAUCACUGUUAUAAUGGAACCAACUUCUUUACGGGGGAGAUUGGAGUACGACUGGAUUAUAUUGCUUUACACAAGAAGGGUGCAGGCAGUUCUUUCCACAUCCUAGAACAAGAAUUGGAUACAGUUCAACAGAUCCAGAAACGUUUUCCUAAAUUCCAGUCAAUUCCCAUUUACAAUGAUGAGGCUGAUCCGCUGGUAGGUUGGUCAAUUCCCCAGAUUUGGAGAGCGGAAGUAACCUACGCUGCUAUGGUUGUUAAGGUAAUAGCGCAGCACCAGAACCUGCUCAUUUCGAAUCCACAGAAGAAGAUAAAUUUUACAUUGCUUAGCAAUGACAAUGGCUUCCUGAACUACUACCCAAAUUACUUCACACAGAGAACUCUCACUGCAAGGUUUCAGAUGAACAAUACAAAUCCUCCACAUGUGCAAAUGGUUCGCAAACCAGUGCUCACUGUAAUGGGAUUGUUGGCUUUGUUAGGUGAGAAACAACUUGAAGUAGAAAUGAUGUUGAAUAGUGAUGCUUCAGAUGAGAAUAGCACUUUGGGAGCAAUUGCAAGUAUUCAUGAACCUUCAAAUUCUCAUGCCUCUGACAGCUGGCAAUCUGCUAUAAUAAUUUAUAACAGCGAUGACAAUCGGACAUCAUCGGAUAUUACCCUUGUGACUGUCAACCUGACCAAUUUUCCCACCCAAGAAGAACUUGUGUAUGUAAUUUACCAUCUAGACAACAAAGACACGAAUCCUUACUUGCAAUGGAAGAAUUUUGGAAGGCCAGAUUUUCCAACAGUGGAACAAUUACAUAUUAUCAGAGAAAUGGAGGAUCCUGUGGUUAAGGGACCAAUACCAUUUCCUCGAGAAGGCAACCUCAUUCUGAAACUGCAUCUUCCCAUUCCCUCCGUGUUCCUGUUGCAUAUCUGUGCAAAGCCUAAAAGGCCUCCAAACAAGACUAGCAGUGUGAGCUUCAUACCACUGACUGUGGGUCAAGUGGCUGUUACAUGGGAUGAUAAUUAUGUAAAUUCAAAAUGUUUGAAAACAUUUGAAGUGGAAUUUUCAGUUAAUGGAAAAGUUUACAAAAGAAUCAAUGACAAAGAUACUUUAUUUACCAUUUUUGUAUACUCUCUACUCAACAAGAGAAAAGAAUUUUCACAGGUGUCUGGUUUCUAUCGUAUUCGUGCUGUGGAUUACUGGGGCAAGCCUGGAGCCUACUCGGACCCUGUUAAAUAUAUUGAAGGGAAACAUUAAAAAAGUUUGUGAAGAGCAAUUGCACUACCGGUGAUGGAUAAAUAAAUACAUAUGCUUCCUCUAAAGGAGUAACUUAGUUGAAUAUGAUCUGGGUAUUUUACAACGACAGAUAUAAAAUAAUUCUUAGUUUAAAGUGAAAUCUAGCAUUAAAUAUUUUUCAUUAAGUUUCAUUUUUAAUCUGCAAGUUUCACUGAAAGAUAUAAUCUGUAUUUUUUGUAUCAAAAAUAGCAAUAUCUCUGAAUUAUAUACAAACUAGGAACAAGAGUAGGCCUCUCGGCCCUUCAAGCCUGCUCUGCCAUUCAGUAAGAUCAUGGUUGUAACCUCCCACCUAUCCCCAAUAACCUUUCACCCCUUUGUUAAUCAAGAAUCUAUCUACC
Carcharodon carcharias (great white shark) is the source of this 2683-nucleotide messenger RNA. It is a transcript of the gene idua, whose product is annotated as alpha-L-iduronidase. The record is from RefSeq and is a predicted model, not a curated record. Gene Ontology annotation, biological process: carbohydrate metabolic process. Bases 354 to 2306 code for a protein of 650 amino acids. The transcript is spliced from 14 exons. NCBI's taxonomy places the organism in Eukaryota, Metazoa, Chordata, Chondrichthyes, Lamniformes, Lamnidae. Gene Ontology annotation, molecular function: L-iduronidase activity.